Molecule: messenger RNA, 4323 nt
Organism: Amphiprion ocellaris (clown anemonefish)
Lineage: Eukaryota; Metazoa; Chordata; Actinopteri; Pomacentridae
Product: pleckstrin homology domain containing, family H (with MyTH4 domain) member 2
Exons: 28
Coding region: 172-4323 (1383 amino acids)
Biological process (GO): negative regulation of actin filament depolymerization
Cellular component (GO): cytoskeleton; cytoplasm
Molecular function (GO): actin binding
Source: RefSeq, a predicted model, not a curated record
UGGGAGUUGAAAUGAAAACCUUUGGGAAAGGCAGAAAUUCACCGUUUGUAGUGAUGAAUUAGGAUUUCUUUCACAGGAAUAACAGCAGAUACAGACACGGUGGACUCGACAUGACGUAAGGUCCCUCAUAACGUGUCUUUACAUCAAUAUCUUCAAGGAGGGUCAGGCAGCAUGGCAGACGGGGAGGAGGCGAUGAGCCAGGAGGACUGGAAGGAGAAGUGUGUGGUUCUGGAGGCGCUGCUCAUGAAGUUCAGAGUACAGAUCAUCAAGAUUCGAGAACUUACUGCAGACAAGAUUCAACAGCUGGAAAGACAGGUGAUUGAUGCAGAGAAACGGGCCUUCACUGCUCAGCAGCAGGUGCAGUGGAUGGAGGAGAAGCUCAAAGCUCCAGAUGGUCCAUCCGGAGACUCAGAGGUGCGUUUGUUUCAACAGUGCCAGGAGCUGCAGGCCUUAGUGCAGGAGAAGGAGGACGUCAUCGCCCAGCUGGAGCAGCAGCUGGAGGAGCAGAAACAAAUCAGACUUCAAGAUGCCAAAACAGUGGAGGAGAAAGCAGCUAAGAUCAAGGAGUGGGUGAUGCUGAAGUUGUCGGAGUUUGAGGUUGAGAAUGCAGCAUUAAGAGAAACCAACAAGCAACAAGAGGCUCAGAUUUUGGAGCUACAGAAACAAGUACAAGUGUUUGAGCAGAAGUGUGGUGGUGGACGAGGAGUCCUUUGCAGACCAGGAGAGGCCCAGCGUCUCAGCAGCCUGACGUUUGGCUGUUUCCAAGUGAGAGGGAAAAACCCCCAGGUCCUUACUGGACCAGCACCAUCCCAGAGGACCCUCAGCACACAGGGAGAGACUGAGGGCAGAGACAAAACUGAGAAGAGUAGCAAGCAGACAGCCUCCUCAGGGACAGAUGUUGAAGUCCACAGACCAAACCAUACUGGCCUGGUGUGUCCACCAGUAGAGGACAGCAGUGCAUAUGAGAACCCUGGUGAGAAUGCCUGUGGACCGGAGUCUCGCUGUGUCUCAUCUGUGCUCUCCAGUGCUGCAUCAGAGGGGGAGGGAGGCAGAGGGAGAGUGUGCGGCUUAGAGUUCAGCCGGCCUGGCAGCGACACCUACCUGACUGCUUCUGACGACAGCAGCUCUCUGUUUGACGAUGACAUGCAGCGAGCCGAGCGUCUCGGCAUUAGCCUGCUGGAGUCAUCAGACGGAACGCUAGCAGGGUGUAAGGAGGGGGAGGAGGAGGGACACGGGGCUAAGCUGGAGGACUGCACCUCUGAGGAGCUCAACAAACGAUUCCAGUCUCAGAGGCUUGACUCCUCGUCCUCCUCCAGUGAGCCGAACACCCCCAGCCCCAUCCUCACACCAGCCCUCACCCCUAAGCGACCCAACCCACCCCAGGACCCAAGAGACAACCCCGCCUCACCCAAACAGCCCCGCCUUAGGACCCCAGCAGGGUUCGGGCUGAUGAACGUGUCCCUGGCCAAGAAACACCUGAGCCAGCCACCAAUCAGCAGUGAGGCCACACAUGGUCAAACACGCAACGCCCUCAGCAUGCUGCGCCCCCUACGGCCACAGGAAACCGACCUCGACCAGCAGCAGGAGGUUGGCAUGGAGACAGGCAGGGACACACCUCCACAAAUUCCUCCCAGCUCACAAACCACCAUGCCAUCCUCACAGACCUCAUCUGAACCCGGGACAGAGAUUAGCUCAGUGAGGUCUGACUGUGACGGCUCAGUACCUGGCAGCAAACCUCCGACUCCACCUUUACACAGGCUGCCCUCCUGGGAAAGUCGUAUCUAUGCUGUGGCUAAAUCAGGAAUCAGACUGUCUGACACGUCCUGCACAGACCCUGCUAGCAAAGAUCCCUCCCUGCAGUCCUCUUAUCCUGCCUUUGUAACGUACACAUCCCUCAUUUAUAAAAACAUGACUACACCGGUUUACACUACUCUAAAGGGGAAAGCCACUCUGUUGAGCAGCAGUCCGUUCUCAGAUGAAUCAUCCAGCUCUGAGGAGUCAUCCAGUUCAGGAGAGGAGGAUGGUUCCCUCUGCAGCUCCCACACCUCCUCCAGCUCCAGAAAGGACAGCAGCCCGGGCAGCCCGCGCUCUCUCAAGAGGGCUGUGUCUAUGGCUUCAAUGACAUCAGAGAGUGACUACGCCAUCCCUCCUGAUGCGUACUCCACUGACACUGAAUGCUCUGAACCUGAACAGAAACUGCCCAAGACCUGCUGUUCAUCCAGUGACGACGGCAAGAGUGAGCCAAUGGAGAAGUCAGGCUACCUGCUGAAAAUGGUCAAGACCUGGAAGAAAACCUGGAAGAGACGCUGGUUUGUCCUCAAAGAUGGAGAGCUGCUCUACUAUAAGUCACCUAGUGAUGUGAUCAGGAAACCUCAGGGUCAGAUUGAGGUCAACGCCACCAGCAGCAUCGCCCGAGGUGAAGGGAAACAAGUUCUCCAGAUAGUGACGGGGAAGCGUGUUUACUACCUGAAGGCCGACUCUCCCAACCUGCUAGAGGAGUGGCUGCGGGUGCUGCAGAGUGUUCUGAGGGUGAAGGCCGCCAGUCCUCUCUUCACUCAGCCAGAUAUUCGCCCUGGCAUGAAGGGACUGCUCAUCAAGGUGAAGCACGGCUACUCUAAGCGGGUUUGGUGUGCUCUGAUUGGGAAAACAUUGUACUACUUUCGCAGCCAAGAGGAUAAGUUCCCGCUGGGUCAGAUUAAGCUGUGGGAGGCCCGGGUGGAGGAAGUGGACAGGUCAAGAGAUUCUGAUGACGACCUGAUGGCGUGUGGGCGGGGCUUACAGGUGGCAGCCUUCACCAUUGCUAUCCACCCACAGGAGCAGGGACCGACCUACCUGCUCAUUGAAUCCCGUCAUGAAAAGGAUUCAUGGCUGUACCAUCUGUCUGUGGCAGCGGGCACCACAGUGGGUAAAGUCGGCACUGAGUUCGAGCAACUGGUGGGAAAACUCUUCCAGCUGGAUGGAGAUGCAAACUCUCAGAUUUGGAGACAUCCCGUGUUGUGUUUCAGUAAAGAAGCUCUGUCAUCUCCUCUCACCACCCUGCCCUCACAGGCCCUGCAGACAGAGGCUGUUAAACUCUUCAAGACAUGUCAGCUGUUCAUCAAUGUGGCCAUCGAUGCUCCAGCCAUCGACUACCAUGUAUCUCUGGCCCAGAGUGCCUUGCAGGUGUGCCUUGCCCACCCCGAGCUUCAGAAUGAGUUCUUCUGCCAGCUCAUCAAGCAGACCCGCAAGAGGCAGCCACACGGCCAUCCAGGACCACUGCAGGGCUGGCAGUUUCUAGCCUUGUGUGUCGGCCUGUUUCUGCCUCAGCAUCCUUUCCUCUGGCUGCUCCAGGUUCACCUCAAAAGACAUGGAGAUGCCAGGACGGAGGUGGGUAAAUAUGCCAUCUACUGCCAGCGCUCUAUGGAGCGGACCCAGCAGAAAGGUGAGAGGCAGUCCAGGCCGUCCCGUAUGGAGAUCCUGUCUAUCUUGCUGAGGAAUCCAUAUCACCACUCCUUGCCCUUCAGCGUCCCCGUGCACUUCCUCAACAACACAUACCAGGUUGUGAGCUUUGAUGCUUCAACAACGGUGGAUGAGUUCCAGUGUCGCCUCAACCAGGACACUGGCAUGAGAAAAACGGGACUGUCUGGUUUCAGCCUGUACACCGAUGACCCUACAGGACGAGAGCUGGAACACUGUCUGCAAGGAGGCAUCAAGAUCUGUGACAUUAUCUCCAAAUGGGAGCAGUCAUCUAAAGAGCAGCACACCGGAAAGUCAGAAAACACCAGGACUGUCCGCCUCACCUACAAGAACAGGCUGUACUUCUCUCUCCAGGUGAGGGGGGAGUCAGAAAGGGAGAGGUUGCUGCUGGCUUAUCAGACCAACGAGGCCAUUGUAGCAGGACACUUUCCUGUCAAUAAGGAACUGGCUCUGGAAAUGGCUGCCCUGCUCGCCCAGGUGGAGUUUGGAGAUUUUGAGCGUCCCUUCUCCGCAUCUGGAUCAGCCCAGACUAAGUCUAAUCAAACCCUGAAGCAGGUUUUGGACAGAUUCUACCCAAAACAUUACCGCAGGACCACAACCGAGGAGCAGCUCAGACAAUUGCUGCAGCGUCUCUCUACCCGCUGGGCUUCACUCAGGGGACGAAGUUCAUCUGAGUGUGUCAGGAUCUACCUGACUGUUGCGAGGAAGUGGCCGUUCUUUGGUGCCAAACUGUUUGAAGCAGGGUCUAUCACUCCCUCUCCAGAGCUGAGUGGACGUGUUUGGCUGGCCGUGCAUGAAGAUGGUAUCAGCGUUCUGGAGCAUAACUCCAUUGUAAGCUGCUAUUUACAGUCCCUCACAGCUGUCUAG